GCAAGUUUCCAUUUGUCACAUGCACACCGCCUCUCAAGGCCAGCUGUCUCACUCUGCUGCACCCUGCUGCACUCUCCGUGUCUGAACAAUGAUCGCCGAGUUUCUGAUCACCCUGACGGUUCUCGUAGCGAUUCUCUUCCUGGGAUUGGAAUGGAAAAAGAGCCAGAAGACAAAGACAAUCCCUGGGCCACCGUUCUUCCGGGGUGUCUGGGAGCUCAUCCAAAGCGUAAAACAGGAAGCUAUACAUCUGUGCGCGUCCAAGUGGGCCGACCGUUACGGCGACCUGGUCUUUGUCAACGCGCUCGUUCGUAAAGUGGUCUUCGUGAACAACGCCGAGCUGUGCCGUAAACUGUUCAAUGAUCCCAGCACUAGGGAACUCAGCAAUGACCGGCCCCCGUCGUACACUGGAAGAGUUUUAUUCUAUAACUAUAAGGACAUGCUAUUUGGGCGCUACAAUAAAGAAUUGCUUAAGAGGAGAAAGAUCUUCCAUCACGUGCUAAAGUUCUACGGUCAAGGCGUCAACAACUUUGAAAAACUGAUGACAUCUACGUCCAAAGAACUGUGCCAUCGUCUAACUCGGUACGAAGGAGACGUAUCUUUGUUUGUCGAGCUCACUCGCUACAUCCGCUGGGUUGUCGGACUCCUUCUUAAAGGAGAUGAAACCUGCGAGGAGGAUCUAGACGCCAUGAUCGGGUUCAUUGAGAAAGCAAACGUAAUAGCUACAUUUGAGACGGAGAUAUUUUUAGAAACGUUUCCCUUCGUGCCGUACAUCCCAGGGCUGUGGCACCGGAAGGCCAUCCAGGAGGUCCAGGCCGCCCGGGGGAAGCUGGAGGAGCGCAUCUUUAUGGCGGUGCGGGACAAGUUCCGGGCAGGGGAGACAACCAGUAUCGUGGCUGACCUGUUGGAGCAGCAGGCGGAGCUACAGAAGAGCGGGAACUUCCAGGACAUGACAGACGAUGACAUUUUGGGCAUGGUCCAGGACAUCGCUGCAGCUGCUUACAUCACCACGGCAGGGACUCUGACGUCACUGUUUCUGCAGUUCCUCGUUGACCAAAAGCUUCAGGACCGCGUGUAUGCUGAGAUAUGUGAAGUGAUCGGAGAUGAAAGCCCCAGCUUUGAACACAAACGCCACAUGCCGUACACAGAAGCAACUAUCCUGGAGACCUUGAGAUAUUCCUCAAUCGUACCUCUUCUGCUACCUCAUUACGCCAAUGGGGACAUUCAUUUUGAGGGACAUUUCAUCCCUAAAGGCACGUUCCUAAUCCUCAACUCGUGGUGCGUUCAUCACAGAGAGGACUUGUGGGAAGAUCCCUGGGCCUUCAAACCUGAGCGGUUCCUCGACUCCGACGGUCAAGUCCUGGAGACGGACCAUCCCACACGGCAAAAUCUUCUCGCGUUCGGAGCUGGCAAAAGACUCUGUCCCGGGGAAAACUUCGCCAGAGUCCGCGUGUUUUUCAUCGUGGUCACGUUGCUCCAGAAGUUUCGGUUCCUCCCCCCGGAGGAUGUUCCGCUCCCGUCAGCAAACCCGGCAGACUGGAAGCCGGGGGUAGUGAUAUCUCCGGAAGACUACAAGUGUCGUUUGGAGCCCCGAGGUGAGCCCGCGACGUAGACGGCAGAGUGCGACUUUUAGCUGGGAUUGUUUUCACUUUUCUACUUCGUUUUUUUUUGUGUUUGCCUAUUCUUUAUUUUAUUUUUGGUCCUGUUUUUAUUUUGU
Messenger RNA from Aplysia californica (California sea hare), 1714 nucleotides. Its product is annotated as steroid 17-alpha-hydroxylase/17,20 lyase. The record is from RefSeq and is a predicted model, not a curated record. Bases 89 to 1609 code for a protein of 506 amino acids. Lineage: Eukaryota; Metazoa; Mollusca; Gastropoda; Aplysiida; Aplysiidae. Gene Ontology annotation, molecular function: iron ion binding; oxidoreductase activity, acting on paired donors, with incorporation or reduction of molecular oxygen; heme binding. The transcript has 2 exons.